This is a messenger RNA of Drosophila novamexicana, 1987 nucleotides long. Its product is annotated as venom protease. The record is from RefSeq and is a predicted model, not a curated record. Gene Ontology annotation, molecular function: serine-type endopeptidase activity. Lineage: Eukaryota; Metazoa; Arthropoda; Insecta; Diptera; Drosophilidae. The transcript has 7 exons. The coding region runs from base 86 to 1807 and encodes 573 amino acids. Gene Ontology annotation, biological process: proteolysis.
GCAUUUGGCCAGUUGGCCAGUUGGCUGGCAACAUUUGUGGCAGCUGCACGGGAGCCUCUAGAGUUUUUUGUUUGUGGCAAAUAAAAUGCUGCUGGAUGAGUUCUGUGUGAAGGUCUAUUUCUGGCCAUUUCUGUCGUACUUGGCCAGCAUCAAGGGCUGGUGUCCGCCCUAUCCGCCAGGUUAUUUCGCCUUCUAUCCAUUGCCCCAGCCGCCCAUAGUGCCAUUAACGCCCACAUCCACCUACGCAGUGUAUCCAACGUUUCAACCGACGCCGCCCUUGCCGCAGACGCCGCCAACGCCGCCGUUUCCCACUCCAGGCAGCACAUCCACAACAACAACAUCGACUACGAGUACUUCAUCAUCGGCAACAACGACAACAACGACAACAACAACCGGCAGCACUUCGCCGGGCAGCACGUUUCCCGCACCCACGUGUCCAUCGUCGCCAUUUGUGUGUCUGCCAGGCGGCGUGCGUCCACUGCCGGAUUGCCCCUGCAUCGAUCCCAGGCAGCAGCAGCAGCAGCCGCCAGUCAUCGGUUCGGAUAUGAUGGUCUUUAUGCCACUGAAUCCAGGUCGACGUCGUCGUCGCCGGCCCCAGCUGCAGAGCUGCCAGGAUGCACGCGGUCGCGUCGGCGCCUGUGUGCCGUUGGGCAGCUGCGCCCAUCUGAUCCAGGAGUACCAGGCGGCGGGCACAGCCGGCAGCGACUUUCAAUCGUUUCUGGGACAGUCCAUUUGCGGCUUCGAUGGCGCCAGCUUUCUGGUUUGCUGCGCGACGACACGUGCGCCCCUGGUCAACAGAAGCCCCAAGGAGUAUGUGCUGCACAGCAGUCCACCGAUUGGCGCCUUUUCCUUCUCUUCGCUGGGCGCCGCAGCCACGCAGCCGCCCGGGCAGCCCAUCGCCGUCUUUCAGCCCACGCCGCCAGUCAACCAAGCUCCAGUUCAGGUAGCUGCUUCUGCGCCAGCUCCCGCCUUGCAGCCCAGCCCAGACUGUGGCAUUGGAGGCGCCACCACAAAUCGCGUGGUGGGCGGCCUGCCGGUGCGCAGAGGUGCCUAUCCCUGGAUGGCGGCGCUGGGCUAUUUUGAGGAGACCAAUCGCAAUGCCCUGAAGUUUCUCUGCGCCGGCAGCCUGAUAAGUGCCCAAUUUGUCAUCACCUCGGCGCACUGCAUCAAUCCAAUGCUGACGCUGGUCAGGCUCGGGGCACAUGAUCUGUCCAAGUCCGCGGAGCCGGGUGCCAUCGAUUAUCGCAUCAGGCGCAGCAUUGUUCACGACCAAUACGAUUUGGCUUCCAUUGCCAAUGAUAUUGCGCUCAUUGAGCUGAACGGCGAAGCGCCAUCUAACGGCGAUAUACGUCCCAUUUGCCUGCCAGAGGCGAGCAGGUUUCAGCGCGAGGAUCAAUUCGUGGGCAUGAAUCCGUUUGUGGCUGGCUUUGGGGCAACCAAACAUCAGGGCGCCACGUCCAAUGUGCUGCGCGACGCACAGGUGCCCAUUGUCUCACGGCAGAGCUGCGAGCAGAGCUACAAGUCUGUCUUCCAGUUCGUGCAAUUCAGCGACAAGCUGAUCUGCGCUGGCAGCUCCAGUGUCGAUGCCUGUCAGGGGGAUUCCGGUGGACCACUUAUGCUGCCGCAGUUGGAUGGCGGCAUCUAUCGCUAUUACUUGCUGGGCAUCGUUUCCUUUGGCUAUGAGUGCGCCAAGCCUGGUUUUCCGGGCGUCUAUACGAGAACCAGCAGCUACUUGAACUGGAUACAUCAGAUAUUACGCGGCGUUUCCAGGGGCAGAGCGCGCCGAUUUCUAACGCAAAUUCACUGAGUUGGCUGAAAUACCUGUUCCCCAAAAUAUAACACUUACACGCAGACUGUUUGUUGAGUUUAUUACGAAAAUUCUUUGGGUUUGACAUGCCGUAAUUUCUAUGGAAUAAACUUAAAGGAACAGUUGUCCUCCGUGUGUUUAAGCUUAAAUAAAACCUUUAAGUGUUAGUUCUAACUAGAA